Mustela lutreola (European mink) is the source of this 3556-nucleotide messenger RNA. RefSeq names its product p53-induced death domain protein 1 (gene PIDD1). Gene Ontology annotation, biological process: DNA damage response; signal transduction; apoptotic process. Gene Ontology annotation, molecular function: protein binding. The record is from RefSeq and is a predicted model, not a curated record. The coding region runs from base 605 to 3436 and encodes 943 amino acids. The transcript is spliced from 15 exons. NCBI's taxonomy places the organism in Eukaryota, Metazoa, Chordata, Mammalia, Carnivora, Mustelidae.
CGGGCCUUCCCAGCGGGAGAGGGAGGCCGGACCCAGACAGACCAACAGGAAGCGGAGCGCGGCCGGGCUGGCGGGUGGCGGUUGGGGUCCUCGGCCGCGUCUCCAGGGCUGCGGGCAGGCCGAGGGUAGGCGGGCGGGGACGGACUCUGAGCCCUUUCGCCUACGGUCCCAGCCCGGAACAAGGGGCGUCCUGACCGGGCGGGACCCCGAGUCCCGGUCCUCUGCGGAACGCGCCGACGGACCCUCCCCCUCGCCCCGAGCUGGGCGCGCACCCGGGACGGCGCCCAGGGUCGAGCACAGGUUCUCCAGGCUCCUCUGCACACGGUCUUCCUGCCGGCCCCCCUCCCGGUCCUGGCCUUCUCCUUCCCCAGCCCUGUUGCAACUCUCAUCUGUCCAGCUGAGGCUCUGGGCUCUGUGGACCCGUUGGCCCAGCUCAAGACUCCCCCCACCCCAGCCAGAAUCCCCACACGCCUGAGUAGGAGGAGGGCCUGUCCCCACUGCCUCCCCCUCCUCCCCCUGACUCCUCAGCCCCCCCAGGCCGUGCCUGAGCAGGCCUGUCUGGCAGGCUGGGACAUGUCUGGCCCCCGAGGACAGCCUGUGGGCUAUGGCUGCAGAGGCGGAGCGGCUGGAGCCCGAGGCAGCUGCUCCAGAAGAUGCUGUGGGAGAGGUUGCGGAUGCUGUGGAUGGCGAGCCUGGGGACCCCCAUCUCCUGCUUGGGAACCGGUUGAACCUGCACCUGUACCCCCGGGGCUGCCACCGGCUGUCACAGCUGUGUGCCCAGCGGGCCCCGCGGCUGCUGGAAGUGGAGUUCUUGCAACUGAGUGGCCACGAGGACCCUCGGCUGCUGGAGGCCACCCUGGCCCAGGUGCCGGCCAACCUGCAGCACCUUCGCUCCCUGGUCCUCAGAGGUGGACAACAGCAGGACGUGCUGGGGGCUUGCUCCCGGGGCUUCCUCACCACACUGCCCGCCGGCCUGAGUGGCUUGGCCCGCUUGGCCCACCUAGAUCUGAGCUUCAAUAGCCUGGAGACCCUGCCGGCCUGUGUCCCGCACAUGCGUGGCCUGAGCACCCUCCUGCUGUCUUACAAUCGCCUCUCAGAGCUCCCGGAUUCCCUUGGAGCUCUUCCUUCCCUCUCCUUCCUCUCUGUGAGCCACAACUCCCUGAGAGCGCUGCCCCCAGCGCUGGGAUCCCUGUCCGCCCUGCAGCGCCUUGAUCUCUCAGAGAACCUUCUAGACAUCCUGCCCCCAGAGAUUGGAGACCUGAGCAGCCUCACCGAGCUCAAUCUGGCUUCCAACCGGCUACAAGGCCUGCCAAUCUCCCUUGUGGGGCUGCGGUCCUUGCGGUUCCUUAUUUUGCACAGCAAUCUCCUGACCUCAGUGCCCUCUGGCCUGGCCCACCUCCCGCUGCUUGCCCGGCUGGAUCUGAGGGACAACCAGCUUCGGGACGUGCCUCCCGAGCUACUGGACGCCCCCUUUGCGCGCCUUCAGGGGAACCCCCUGGGCAAGGCUCUACCUGCCUCCCACAGUGCCCCAGAGACGCCUGUGACCCGCGAAAUGCCCAGACUGUUCCUGAACUCAGACUUGGACAGCUUCCUGGUGACUCCCCAAGGCUGCUUGGUGACCCUGGCCUGUGGGGUCCGCCUGAGGUUUCCUGCUGGGGCCACCGCUGACCCUGUCAACAUCCACUAUCGACUCCGGCUGCCGGAGCCACGCCUUGUCCCCUUGGGUCCCCAUGACGCCCUGCUCAGCGCUGUCCUGGAGCUGCGGCCCCACGGGGUGGCCUUCCAGCAGGAGGUGGACCUGUGGCUGCUCUUUGUGCCCCCCCGGGCCCGGCGCUGCCGUGAGGUGGUGGUCAGGACCCUGAGUGACGACAGCUGGAGCGACUUGGAGACGCACCUGGAGGAAGAGGCACCCAAGCGGCUCUGGGCUCACUGCCAGGUGCCCCACUUCUCGUGGUUCCUCGUGGUUUCACGUCCUGUAUCCAACACCUGCCUUGUGCCACCGGAGGGGACAUUGCUGUGCUCCUCUGGACAUCCUGGGGUCAAAGUCACAUUCCCUCCUGGUGCCACCGAUGAGCCUCGUCGCGUCCGCAUGCAGGUGGUGCACAUGGCCAGCAGAGAGCUUCGAGCCCUCCUUGAGGAGCCCGGGGCGGCGGCCAGCCCCCUGCUGUGCCUCUCCCAGCGUGGCACCGCCAGCUUCCUCCAGCCUGUCACCGUGCAGCUGCCUCUGCCCCCUGGUGUCACAGGCCUGAGUCUGGAUCGCACUUGUCUUCACCUGCUGUACUGGGCACCCCCUGCUGCGGCCUGGGAUGACAUCACAGCCCAGGCGGCGCUGGAGAUCACCCACCUGUAUGCUCGCUUCCGGGUCACACACUUCUCUUGGUCAGUGCCCCCGGCCCCAGCUUCCUCGGCCCCCACCCUGCAGCGCACCCGAGUGCCGCCCACGCUCAUCCCGGGUCCUCGCAGGUACUGGCUCUGGCACACCACCAAGAGCUGUGUGCAGGGCCUGGCUCGGAAGGCCUGGGAGCGCCUGCGGCUGCACCAGGUCAACCUCAUCGCCCUGCAGCGGCGCCGGGACCCCGAGCAGGUCCUGCUCCAGUGUCUGCCCCGCCGCAAGGUGGAUGCCACCCUGCAGCGGCUGCUGGACCGGUACCGAGGCCCUGAGCCCUCUGACACGGUGGAGAUGUUCGAGGGCGAAAAAUUCUUUGCUGCCUUCGAGAAGGGUAUUGACGUGGAUGCUGAUCGCCCAGACUGUGUGGAGGGCAGGAUCUGCUUCGUGUUUUACUCACACUUGAAGAACCUGAAGGAGGUGUAUGUGACCACUGCCCUGGAUCGGCGGGCUCAGGCUGUGAGGGGCCAGGUGUCCUUCUACCGGGGAGCAGUGUCCGAGGAGGUGCCUGAGGAGGCAGCGGCUGCCCGGCAGAGGAAGGGCGCAGACCCCCUGUGGAUGGCCACUCUGCCCAUCAAGCUGCCGAGACUGCGGGGGUCCCAGGGGCCAGAGCAGGGCCGGGGGGCUAGCCUCUCCCUGGCUCCUCUGAACCUGGGUGAUGCUGAGACUGGCUUCCUGACCCAGAGCAACCUGCUGAACGUGGCUGGGCGCCUGGGCACUGACUGGCCGGCCGUGGCCCUGCACCUGGGCAUGCCCUACCGCGAGCUGCAGCGCAUCCGGCACGAGUUCCGGGACGACCUGGACGGCCAGAUCCGUUGUAUGCUCUUCUCGUGGGCUGAGCGCCAGGCAGGGCAGCCCGGGGCCGUGGGUCUCCUAGUGCGGGCCUUGGAGCAGAGUGACCGGCUGGAUAUAGCUGAAGAGGUGAGGGCUAUCUUGGAGCUCGGCCGCCAAAAGUACAAGGACAGCAUCCAGCGUGCAAGCCUCGCCCCCAGGGACCUUGCCCCACCCAAGCCUUCGGAGUCACAGGCCCCAGAGUCUGCCCAGGCCUAGACCCCCCUGACUUGGGGCUGGCCCCUGAUGUACCCUGGCCAACGGUCAGAUGCCCCAUUUUCCCACCUGCCCCGUGUAUGGGGACAGUGACCUCCCUGUGUGUAACAAAUGUGUACUGUU